Messenger RNA from Hippocampus zosterae (dwarf seahorse), 1498 nucleotides. RefSeq names its product cystinosin, lysosomal cystine transporter (gene ctns). NCBI's taxonomy places the organism in Eukaryota, Metazoa, Chordata, Actinopteri, Syngnathiformes, Syngnathidae. Gene Ontology annotation, biological process: L-cystine transport. Gene Ontology annotation, cellular component: lysosomal membrane. The transcript is spliced from 11 exons. The record is from RefSeq and is a predicted model, not a curated record. Gene Ontology annotation, molecular function: L-cystine transmembrane transporter activity. The coding region runs from base 164 to 1285 and encodes 373 amino acids.
CCUUUCUCCGAAGCCUGUCUUGUGACCUGCAGAGCUUUGAGGAACACCUUCCUUGUGGCGAGCAUCACCGUGUCUCGCUAAGAAAAGCGGCGAUCUACGAAUGAACGUCGACUUUGGACUUUUUCGCGUUGACUGAGCCGAUCGUUUGAUUAUAAAUACAGCGAUGUGGCUGCUGCCGCUGCUGCCGCUGUGGCCGCUGUGGCUGCUGACCGACAUCUCAGAGUCGCAAGUGUUGCUGUCUGUUCCGGAGGAGGUGACGCUCCAAGAAUGGACCAGUGGCAACGUGACCGUGGCCUCCAGCCUGGCGCCACCGCGGCCGCUGGUGGUGCGCCUGAACGUCACUUACAGCUCCAAGAGCAACUCGUCAGAGAUCAUCGGCUUGCCGCGGCAGGUGACGCUGCCCAUUGCGGCCACGUCGGUCACCUUCACGGUGACGGCGCGCACCAGCGGACAGGUGACGGCGUACCUGAUGUGCGACGCCGCAGAUGGCUGCGGCUCGGACCCCCGUCUGCGCUUCAUGGUGGUCCGCAGCAACGCGGUGGCGCUGCUGAGCGAGGUGGUCGGCUGGCUCUACUUCCUGGCGUGGUCCGUGUCCUUCUACCCGCAAGUCUGGGAGAACUGGAGGCGCAAAAGCGUGGUGGGCCUGCACUUUGACUUCCUGGCACUCAACCUGACCGGCUUCUUCGCCUACAGCAUCUUCAACAUCGGCCUCUUCUGGGUCACGCCCAUCAAGGAGGAGUUCUUGCAGAGGAACCCCAACGGCAUCAACCCCGUCAAGCCCAACGACGUCUUCUUCAGCCUGCACGGCUUCCUGCUGUGUCUGCUCUACAUUGCCCAGGCCGCCGUCUACGAGAGAGGGGGCCAGCGGGUGUCGUGGACGGCCCGCGUGCUGCUGCUGAUGGGCUGGUCCUUCGCCGGCGUCACCUUGUUCCUGGCCGCCUUCCGGCGCCUCAGCUGGUUGGACUACCUCUACUUCUUCUCCUACAUCAAGCUGGCCGUCACGCUGGUCAAGUACCUGCCCCAGGCCUUCUUGAACUACCGGCGAAAGAGCACGGCGGGCUGGAGCGUCGGCAUGGUGCUGCUGGACUUCAGCGGCGGCCUGCUCAGCAUCUCGCAGAUGAUCUUGGAUUCCUACAACAACGACGAGUGGCGCCUGAUCUUCGGGGACCCCACCAAGUUCGGCCUGGGUCUCUUCUCGAUGCUCUUCGACGUGCUCUUCAUCUUUCAGCAUUACUGCCUGUAUCGCUCCGGCUACCGGAUGCAUGACUGCGGCGAGGUGGAGUGAAGCGCCGCCGCCGCGGAUGCUGUAGAAAGGAAAUAAAAUCACGAAUGAGGAUGGAGAUCGAUGAUUGUUUUUUUUACAAAUCUAUACGCCUCUCAUUGAUGACGAUUGAUAUUUAAUGAUUUUUUUCUUAAUGUAUAGCAUUUCUCUGAAGGAAAAAAAAUGUCUGUACGUGUGUGUACCUGUAAUGUCCUUUAUUUUUAUUCCGCUGAAGAA